AUGAUUUUUUAUCAUUUAUAACACUUUGUCUUUAAUUUCUAAUAAUUUUUUAAGCACAAUCUAUUCUAAUAAAUGUGAUUCUUUAGUGAAAGUUUUUUUUUUCAAUGAAAGCCGAAAAUUUUUAGUGUAUUUACAUUAUUUUUAGGUUAUAUGUGUCAAAAAAUUAAACAAAAUGGAUGAUAUAUCAUCUCAACAUCCUUUAUUUUCGGAUGAUCCUGGAACAUUAGGAUUCGACUUGUCUGCUGGCAAUGUUUGGAUAUAUCCAGAGAAUUAUCCCAUAAGAGAAUAUCAAUUUACCAUUGUUAAAAAAGCACUUUUUCAAAAUACUCUCGUAUGUCUGCCAACGGGUUUAGGAAAAACAUUUAUAGCUGCAGUUUUGAUGUACAAUUUUUGGCGAUGGUAUCCAAAGGGAAAAGUUGUCUUUUUAGCUCCGACAAAACCACUUGUGGCACAACAAAUAAAUGCCUGUCAUGAAAUCAUGGGAAUUCCCAGUGAAGAAACUAUUGAACUCACUGGAAAUACAAGUCAAAAACUUCGUGAAAUAGCCUGGUCAAAGAAAAGAGUAAUAUUUGCUACUCCACAAACAUUUCAUAAAGAUUUGGAAAAAAAUAUUUUUUCAUUAAAUUUGGUCAAAUGUUUAGUCAUCGAUGAGGCGCACAAAGCAUUGGGAAAACAUUCUUAUUGUGAGAGUGUUCGUUUAUUAAGUGAGCAAAAUAAAUUUUUUCGUGUUUUGGCUCUUUCUGCAACACCUGGAGAUAAAAUAACCAAAGUAGUUGAGGUCAUAACGAAUCUUCAUAUUUCGAAUUUAGAAUUGAGAGAUGAUAUGUCGUCGGAUAUAAUUCCUUACAUUAAUGAGAGAAAAUUGGAAAUUAUUUUAGUUCGCUUAAGCGAUGAAUUGGCAAGAUUUAAAGAACGUUACAUAUCAGUGAUGGAUCCUCAUGUCAGAUAUUUGGUUCGGUGUAACAUUCUUAAAGGUGACACUGGAAACAUUAGCAAAGGAAGGAUAUUCCACUUAGUGAAGGAAUUUCAAUCGAGGCAAAAUAAAAGUGGAAAUUAUGGACAAAUAAUGAAAACAUUGAAUAUAUUGUUAACAAUGUCUCAUGCAUAUGAAUUAAUGAUUCGACAUGGUCUAAGAGCAUUUCUUCAUUUUUACGAAAAUCAUAAUGACAAAUCUUGGUUGGGACAGGAAGUUAGUUUACAUCAAAUGUUGGAGGAUAUAAAAAAUUAUCUUGGUCCAUUUCCCAUUAUCGAACCAUUAUCGGAUGGAACUAUACCAGACAUUCCCAAUGAUCUUCUAUUUGGUCACAAUAAAUUCUAUAAAUUAAAAGAAGUUCUGCAAAAACAUUUUGAUUUGUUUCAAAAGAAAAAUCAAGAAACGCGAGCAAUUGUAUUUGUAGAGUAUCGAGACAUUGUGAAUGAGGUUUAUGUUUUACUUUUGCAAAGUAGGCCAUUAAUACGUCCGCAAAUGUUUGUUGGUCAAGCGGGUCAAAAGCGAAAACAACAAAUAGAGGCAUUAGAAAAUUUUCGAAGCAAUAAAGUAAACGUUCUGAUAUCAACGUCAGUAGGCGAAGAAGGUUUGGAUGUGGGUGAGGUAGAUUUAAUUGUUUGCUUUGACAUUUCUCAAAGUUCGCCAAUAAGAUUAGUGCAAAGAAUGGGUCGAACUGGUCGCAAACGAGAUGGACAUAUUAUUGCCUUAGUGACAGAUGGAAAAGAACACGAGUCUUUAAGGGCUACAAUGUCAAAAAAAGAUAGUCUAAAUAACAAAGUUUUACAGUCAAGUGCCAUUAAUACUGCUCUUUAUGAAGAAACUCCUCGAAUGAUUCCAAAUAAUUUAAAUCCCGAGUGUCGUAAGAUGCACAUGAAAGUAUUAACAAAAACUCCAAAAGUAAAAGGUGCAGUGAAAAAAAAAGAAAAUCCAAGAAUUAAAAAGAAAAACAAUGAAUCAAGACUAAUUGAAAAAGAACCUGGUGCAAAAAAUGUUGGUCAAUCGUCAAUACAAAAUUUUUUUCGAACAAUAAAACCAGGUGAAAAAAUUGCCAAUUACAGUAAUUAUGGUUGUUCACAAUUACAACAAGAUAUAAAUAUUAAAGAUGUUAAUCUUUAUUUCUCGGACAAAGAAAGUGAGGAAUUUUUAACUUUAUGCACAAUGAGAAAAACAAGAAACGAUUUUCAUAUUUUGAAUUUUCAAAUAAAUGAAAGAUACGUUCAAUUAAAUACAUAUCCAAAUGAUUUAAAUACAUUAACAGAUGAUUUAAAUUUCCUACGUAAUUUAGUAAUACCAAAUUUAAAUGACAAGGAUUAUGUGAAAUUAAUUCCUGAAAUAAUAGAAAAUACAGAGGAAACGAUAAAUCAUGAUUUUUUAAAUUCUCGUUCACAAAUUUAUGAACAAGAUUUUCCAUCAUCUUGUUUUAAUAAUAAUGAAAUUAAUUUUUCCAAUACAUUUUUCGAAACCAGUGAAGUUACAAUUCAUGGGAGUUUUGUUGAUUUACUCUAUGAUACAUCAUCAUCAUCGGAAGAAGAUAAUAAUUAUUUGCCAAAUCAAUUAGAAGUAACAAAUAAUUUUGAUGAUUUACUAUUACAAACAACUGAUGAAAGUGAAAUGGAAGUUGAAAUGGAAAUGCAAAUGGAAAAUAUAAAAAUGGAAAUAAAAACUGAAACAGAUGAUCAAAAUUUUUGCAAUGAAAUAUCGUCAAUUGGAAAUAAUCAAGAAAACAAAGAAACAAUAUUUAAUUUUACUGAUGUUUUGGAAGAUUCAAGUCUUGAUUCAGUAGGAAAUGAAGGAAAUGAAGCAAUUGUCAAUGAAAAUUCAAAAAAUGUAAUAACAGAAAAUAGAGAAAGUGAAUUUAAUUUUAGUAAUCUUUUGGGAGGUACAACUUUAGAUUCAAUAAAUAGUCAAGAUUUAAUGAAAUCCCAAAAUGCAAAAUUUUCUCAUGAAAUUUCGUCAAUAAAAAAUUCAACACCAAAUAUUAAGGGGAAAAAUUUAGUCGAAAAUGAAUUUGCAAAUCAAUUAUUGGGUGGAACAACAUUAGAUUGUAUAAAUAGUCAAGAUUUAUUAAAUUCCAUGAUUUCGAAUAAUGAAGAAAAUAAUUCCUUAAGACAAGAAAAUAUCACUCAAAACAAUAGUAUUAUUACUUUAUCAACAAAUAGCACUGGAAUUACAGUUACGCAAGCAGUUGAAGAAAUUGGCAAAAUUAAUGGUGAUAAAUCAUUUAAUAAUUAUUAUAGUUUAUUUAGAGAAAAAAGUACUCCACUAUCGGGAAUUGUAAAAAAUAAUCCAUUAACUUUAGAGAAAAGUAAUUCAAAUAAUAAAGAAAUAGUUAUUCUCGAUUCGGAUGAAGAAUUAUUUGUUAAUAAUGAUGAUGAUGAUGAUGAUGAUAUCUCUAUUAUUUCCGCAUCAAGUAAAAAACAAAUCGAUGGAAAUAUAUACAAAAAUAUUGUUCAAGAAACAACGUUAACUGUUGGAAAUUUAGAAAUUACAAAAUUAAAUCCCAAUAAAUUGGGGACAUUUGGGAAUUUAAAGAAAUUUUCUCUCAACGAAAAUUCCAGUACAACAAUUACAACAGAGGAAAAUAAAUCAAUUAAUGAAAAAGAAAAUAAAAAUAUUAACGAGGGGAGAAAAUUAACAAUUGGAAAUUUAGAAAUAAGUACUUGUAAUUCUAAUGAAAGGGGAAAUUUUAAAAAAUUUUCCCUCAACGAAAGUGAAAAUUCAAAAACAAAUAUUUCCGAAGGAAAAAAAUUAACAAUUGGAAAUUUAGAAAUUACAACAAUGAAUCCUAGUAAAUCAAUAUUAAAUGAAAGGGGAAAUUUUAAGAAAUUUUCUCUAAACGAAAGCAACAUUUCCACAGAGAGAAAAUUAACAAUUGGAAAUUUAGAAAUUACAACAAUGAAUUCUAAUUUAAAAAAAUUUUCUCUCAAUGAAAAUUCAAAAUCAACGAACGAAGGGGAAAAUAAAAAAAAAUCAUUAACAAUCAAUGAAAAGGAAAAUUCCAUAACAAUUAUCGACGAUGAUAUUUGGGACAGUGAUUUCGAAAUACCAACAACUGAUGUAAAUAAUACAAAUUAUUUUAAACCAACCGAAAUUCCAAAAUCAACAUUAACAAUCACAAAAUUAACACAAGAAACAAAUAAUACUGAAAAUAUUAGUGAAACGAGAAAAAAAUUUUCACUCUUUAAACGUGAUAAACCAUUUUCGCUUAUUCAAGAUGACAAUAAUCAACAGACCACUAAUAAUAAUAAUAGUUCAAAAAAUAAUGUGGAAAUAUUUAAGAAACCAAAUUUACAAAUUAAUUUAUUAAAACGACAUUUAAAUUCACCAUCAACAUCAAAUGAUAAAGUGAAUAGAAACAAUAAUGAUGCAAGUACAAGUAUAAUGGAUAAAAGGAAAAUUAAUCGAAAAAUUAAUUUCAAUUCAACAUUAAAUAAUGAGAGUCCUGAAAGAAAGAGAAGAAAAAUUAAAAAACGUCGUCGUAAUUGUGAAUUUAUUGAUAAUGAAGCGGAUGUUUCGAGUGAUGAGAUUGCAACUUCAGAAGGUAGUUCUGGCGAUGAUGAGGAUCUUGAAGAUUUUGUUAGUUAUACACAAAUUAAUAAUGAACAAGUUGAUAUGCGAGCUCAUUAUUUGAAUUCAGUGAAAAGUCCCAUUCGACGACCUGGUGCUUUUUUAAUUAAAAAAUCGUCUCAUUUUCAUGAAAAUGUCUACUCUCAACCUGCUUCGCAAUACGAUGAUACCUAUUUACAGGAUUCAUUUUGCGUUAACGAAGAUGAAGUUGAAUAUAACGAUGAAACUAGUGAUGAUGAUUUAGAAGUUACUUUUGAAAAUUUAACGGAAGCAACGCAAAAUCGAAGUAAACGAAAACGAGAAAAAUCGCCUGUUUUCAAGAGUAAUAAGAGAAAAAAACGAAAAGGUCGCAUUCAAAAUAUGGUCAAUAGUAGCAGUAGUGAUGAUGAAACUGAACAAAUGAGAAAACAAAUUCAAAAUGAUUCUAUUUUACUAAAAAAACUGUAAAAAUUGAAUUAUUUUUUUUUCUAUAUUGUUUUGCACAAACAAAAAUAAAAUGUAAAUUGUAAAAAGAAAAAAAGAAAAUGUAUACAAUGUAUUCUGUGAUUAUAUUAUAAAUAUAGAUUUGAAUUCAAAUCAUUAAAAAUUAUCUGUGAUAAAUAUAUAUAUAUUGUUUAAUAUGUUGUCCAUUAAUGUUAAUUAUUGCAAAACAAAUUCUUAUUGACAAUAAGAUUUCGUGUAAAAAAAAAUUAUUGUAUAAUAAAUUA
Molecule: messenger RNA, 5262 nt
Organism: Leptopilina boulardi
Lineage: Eukaryota; Metazoa; Arthropoda; Insecta; Hymenoptera; Figitidae
Gene: Fancm
Product: Fanconi anemia group M protein
Exons: 14
Coding region: 173-5002 (1609 amino acids)
Biological process (GO): double-strand break repair via synthesis-dependent strand annealing; interstrand cross-link repair; replication fork reversal
Molecular function (GO): four-way junction helicase activity; four-way junction DNA binding; 3'-5' DNA helicase activity
Source: RefSeq, a predicted model, not a curated record